Protomyces lactucae-debilis is the source of this 1172-nucleotide messenger RNA. Its product is annotated as aquaporin-1. NCBI's taxonomy places the organism in Eukaryota, Fungi, Ascomycota, Taphrinomycetes, Taphrinales, Protomycetaceae. The record is from RefSeq and is a predicted model, not a curated record. Bases 1 to 768 code for a protein of 255 amino acids. Gene Ontology annotation, biological process: transmembrane transport. The transcript is spliced from 3 exons. Gene Ontology annotation, molecular function: water channel activity. Gene Ontology annotation, cellular component: plasma membrane.
AUGUCAGAGUUUAUCGGCACGGUGCUCUUCCUGAUGUUUGCACUGGGUGGCUGUAACGUUGCCAAUGUCCCUGCAGACACUUCAAGCUCGACGGCCAUUAACGUGACUUCCGGAACCAACGUGUCGAUUCUGCUCUACAUCUCGCUAUGCUUUGGGUUUUCGCUGACUGUGAAUGCUUGGGUCUUUUUCCGCAUCAGCGGAGGACUCUUCAACCCGGCUGUCUCAUUUGCGCUUUGCUUGAUUGGCGCCAUCACACCCCUUCGCAUGGCGCUUCUAACACUUGCUCAGCUACUUGGCGGUAUCACUGCAGCAGCUAUUGUGGACUCCUUGUCGCCAGGCAGUUUGAACGUGUCUGUUGCGCUGUCGCAAGGAACAAGCAUCACACAAGGUCUCUUCCUCGAAAUGUUCCUUACGAUCAUGCUAGUCUUUACAAUCAUCAUGCUAGCAGCUGAGAAACACAAGGCGACUUUCAUUGCUCCGGUUGGUAUUGGUUUGGCUCUCUUCAUUGCUCACCUUUGGGGAGUCAACUGGACAGGUUGCGGCGCAAACCCUGCGCGUGCUCUGGGUCCUGCCAUCACCAACCGCUCAUUCGAGGGCUACUUUUGGAUCUAUUUUGCAGGCCCGUACAUGGGAGGCGCAGUAUCUGCCUUCUUCUACUGGGUCAACAAGAAGCUCAAGUUUGAGGAGGUCAACCCAGAGUUGAACCGUGUUCUCGACGAGCGUCUCGAGGAAGGCAAUUUGAUCAUCACGGGCAACAAUCAUCAGUAGCUAGCACAGACUUGGUAUGUGACCAGUAGAUUAGCAUAGACCCGACAUGUUUCUGGUAACGUAGCAAAGACUAUGCAAGAAUUUGUAAUAGCUUUUCAGAUGUCAUGAAAUCUGCUCGCAAUUGUUUAGCAACAGUGCCUUCCACAAUACUUUCAUGGCUUCAUCAUCUCCAUGUCUACCCUAUGUAGCCCAAGCAGGAUGACGACGCGACAGUUGCGAAAUGUAUUACCUAAUGCCUUACACUUUACAUGCCGAUGAUCUCGAGACUUGCUCGUCUGAUGUGGCUUCUGUGCACGGCGUUGCUAUACAGUUGGCAGGCAAGCUGUACACAUCCCAUGUGCACAGCUCAAAGAAAGAAAGGCAGCCAAAGCCCGCUGAAUGCGCUAGAAUGAAUUAAGAUGGAA